AAACUUGCUGUGACAUUAAACAGCAUGGAGCUCGGUGUUAUGGAUCUUUAGGUGGAAAUGUGGACAUCCAACUGAUGGACAAUACCUCAAAGACACCAAAAUACCAAUUGAUGAAAAAUUCAUUAAAAAUACUAAAUGUCAGAAAUAAUAAAGUUCUUCCUAAUGCUGAAGGACAAAGAUUUGUCUUUUCUCCCAGUAUUGGAACAUAUAGGAUUCCUAACAUGAGCAGGAAUGACAGUGGUAAUUAUACCCUUCAAACCUUUGAUUCAGAUGGAAGAGCAUCAGGCGAGUGGACUUUACAGUUGUUUAUUCAAGCUCCUGUGUCCUCUGUCCUGCUGGUCUCAGAGUGUCUGUCCCAGGGAGAGAGGAGGGCGUCCUGCUCCUCUGAGGGAGGGGACAGUCUUCAGUACAGCUGGACUCUGAAUGGACGCACACUGACAGAUGCUGAGCUCCUUUCUGUAAAUAAUGAGACUAACAUUAUUACCCUGAAACAGCACGUCGCAGGACAUCUGGUCUGCUCAGUCAGGAACAACGUCAGUAAUGUCUCCAAAGAGGAGAGAAUAUCUACCUGUGAAGCAGGUAUUUUGCAAGUGAUCGGUGGUGUUCUCUUAGCACUGCUAAUUUUAUUAGUUAUUGGUAUAGCAAUCAUCUUUGAUCAGAGGAGAAAACAAAACUACAAACCUACAAAAGAAAAAGACGAAGAGGAUGACCAAGUGGAGCUCAGAGCAGCAGUGAAUUUGCAGGCCGAGAUUGAGCUGGAGUUCGAUGUCGAGAUUGAGAGUGAAGAUGAAGAUGAGGGUGAGGGCGAGGGUGAGGCAGAGGCAGAGGCAGAGAAAAAGGUGGAAGUGGAGUAUGCCCAGGUCAAGUUUCCAAAGCAACCUCGACACACUCAACCAACAGGAGAUAAUUAUUUAUAUGCAACAGUCCGUAAAAUGAGGUGAUUUAAAUGGUCGGUGUCUUUAUACAGACUGCACCACUGAAGGUCCACAUGAGGAGGUGACAUCAAGACACUUAAAGACACUUUUAAUUAUCAGGCAAAUACACAAAGCUCAGCUGAUUAAAACAGAGCAUCAAUGCAUCCAGUUUUAGGUUCCUUCCGUGUUUAAUUACAAGCAAUAUGUGUGUUGUCUGCAUUUGCAUUGUGUUAAAGCUCUGAUAGAAUUAAGGUCAUGAUUGUAGUCAUCCUUUAAAUGAAAAUGAUUAAAGUAAAAAGUGUGGUGAACAUUUCUAUGAAUUUCUGUGCAGCAAAAACUUGAAACAGUGAUAAAGCAUCUAUGUAAAUAAGGCCCAGCAAAGGCUCUUUAGACUGCUGGCAAGUCUAUAGAUAUGCAACAGAAAGCAUCAUCUAUUGUAGUAUGACAGUAUGGCAUGGCAGCUGCACGGCACAGGACAGAAAUGACAUGGCCAGGGUAGUGAGAACAGCACAUGGCACUGUGGGAAAUCUUCUCCCAGAUCUGGACUCUGUGUAUGCUUGCUGUGUCCAGAAGAAAGCCAGCUGCUUUGCUGCAGAUCCCACGCACUUGAGUAAAUGACUGUUUGUCCGUCUGCCUUCUUGAAGGUGGUUUAGGACUAAGCACUAAGCAAAAAGCAUUAGACUGAAGCACACUUUUUCCCCUAGAACAAUGAACUCUAUCACCCCCUGUGCAUACACAUACACACACACACACACGCACACACACACACACACACACACAGGACAACUGCACUUUGGAACAUGUAACUACAAUGCUACCGUAUUUUCCUGUUCUGUAUAUUUAUAUAUUAUGUAUCUUUCUGUGCUUUGUAUACUAGUUGGUAUUAAGCUGACCACAUGCAAUUCCGUUAUGUGACUGCAUAAUAAAGGAAACA
Messenger RNA from Pundamilia nyererei, 1848 nucleotides. RefSeq names its product HEPACAM family member 2-like. The transcript is spliced from 4 exons. Bases 75 to 941 code for a protein of 288 amino acids. Gene Ontology annotation, cellular component: membrane. The record is from RefSeq and is a predicted model, not a curated record. Lineage: Eukaryota; Metazoa; Chordata; Actinopteri; Cichliformes; Cichlidae.